Messenger RNA from Kickxella alabastrina, 568 nucleotides. RefSeq lists its product as uncharacterized. The transcript has a single exon. Gene Ontology annotation, biological process: iron-sulfur cluster assembly. The coding region runs from base 174 to 476 and encodes 100 amino acids. Gene Ontology annotation, cellular component: L-cysteine desulfurase complex; mitochondrion. NCBI's taxonomy places the organism in Eukaryota, Fungi, Kickxellomycota, Kickxellomycetes, Kickxellales, Kickxellaceae. The record is from RefSeq and is a predicted model, not a curated record.
GUUUUUUUAUAACAGGAAAAUUAUACAAACAGCUUUUUUUCUUCCGUUUAACUUUAUCGAUUUCAAUUGCAAUUUCACAUUCAUAUAUUUUUAUUACUCUUUUUCUUCUCUUCAUUUGAAGCUUUAAACCUACAGCUGAGCUAUUGACGUUUCAAAAAAACACUUUUUAAACAAUGACGGUUGCGCGGUCAGAGAUUCUCAAGCUUUAUCGUAGCUCUCUCAAGGCGGCACAGCAGUUUGAGACAUAUAACUUCCGCAAGUAUUUUUAUCGGCGGACACACGACCGGUUCCACAAUGUUCUGGGGCAGGCAGAUAGUGUCAGCGGGGUUGAGGCGGACAAAGCGCUUCAGGAGGCGCGGUCAGAGCUCAAGGUGAUGCAGCGACAGGCGCUGGUGAACAGGUUGUUUGCGCACAACCGCACGGUCAUCGAAUCAGAUCCGCAAUACGCCAGUGGCGCGCGGCGCUAUGGUGAGUGAGGUGGUUGCGCGAGAGAACCAAACCAAAUCAUGGCAACCUAAUUCAAUUGAGAGACGGUCUCUUUCGAUUCUAUCGCUAAUUUUUUUAGUUU